AUGGUGCUCGACUACUGCCCCGGCGGCGAGGUCUUCAGCUACCUGCGGAGAGCACGGCGCUUCAACGAGCCCACCUCACAGUUCUAUGCUGCCGAGAUUGUCCUUAUACUAGAGUUCCUCCAUGAGAGGGAAGGCGUCGCAUAUCGCGACCUAAAACCUGAAAACAUACUCAUAGACGCCGAAGGCCACCUCAAGCUGGUCGACUUUGGGUUUGCCAAGAAGGUAGAGAAUAGAGAGACCUACACACUCUGUGGCACGCCCGAGUAUCUGGCACCCGAGGUCAUCCGGAACACAGGCCACGGCACAGCAGUCGAUUGGUGGGCAUUUGGUAUCCUGGUGUACGAGUUCCUCGUGGGACAACCACCGUUCUGGGACCAGAACCCAAUGAAGAUUUACGAGCAAAUCGUAGAAGGACGCGUGCGCUUCCCUUCUGCCAUGUCCCCCACUGCACGCGACCUCAUCUCCGGCCUCUGCACCGUCGACACAUCCAAGCGACUGGGUAACGUCGCAGGCGGCGCUCAACGUGUGAAACAACACGAGUGGUUUAAGAACAUUGACUGGCAGAAGCUGUACAACCGCGAAGUCCAGGGACCCAUCGUACCACAUCUAAGGGGGCCCGCUGACACACGCAACUUUGAUGAAUAUGAACCGGAGUCGGAGAAGAGAGACCCAUAUACCAAGGAACUGAGCGACAAGUGGGAAGAGAGCUUCAAGGACUUUUAG
Alternaria metachromatica is the source of this 723-nucleotide messenger RNA. RefSeq lists its product as uncharacterized. The coding region runs from base 1 to 723 and encodes 240 amino acids. The transcript has 3 exons. NCBI's taxonomy places the organism in Eukaryota, Fungi, Ascomycota, Dothideomycetes, Pleosporales, Pleosporaceae. The record is from RefSeq and is a predicted model, not a curated record. Gene Ontology annotation, molecular function: ATP binding; cAMP-dependent protein kinase activity. Gene Ontology annotation, cellular component: cAMP-dependent protein kinase complex; nucleus. Gene Ontology annotation, biological process: peptidyl-serine phosphorylation.